AUGGUCGCCAUCCGUCUGCCUCGUCCAACAGGCGUCUACGUCCCCAACUCUCCCCGGAGCGUCACCUCCGACAUGAUCUCCUCUCCUCUCGCCGCCGACUUCAACUUCGACGCCGAAACCCUGACUCCAUCCAUCAUCCCCGCUCUUGAGUACAUCUCCUCCAAGCUCCAGCAGAAAACAAGGCAUGUCACCCUCCUCGUCGGCCGCGGAAAGCCCUAUCCCACAGGCCGACCGUCGGACCUCAUCGUCAUCCCCUCUGCUACCCUCGAGCCCUCCGUACACCGCGCCCUGGCUCGCAUCUUCGCCAAAGCAGCACAAAGAUUCUCACUCGGCCAGAGCUGGUCCGAAGCUCUUGCGCGCUCGCAGUACGAACGCUCAGCGAACAAGUACCUCAUUGAGCGCUCGAUCUUGCAGAACGAGGUUGUGUUCAGUCGGGAGGGCCUGACACUGCUCAAUGUCGACCGGAUUUAUACGUUUAAGCGUCGUCUUUGCAUUCUGUCUACUUCAAAUUCCGCUUCACCUUUGGCCUCCGCUUCAAAUUCAACAACACCCAACCCACGCCGUGACUCUUACAUUGGCUCCUGCGUGCGCCUCCUCCACCGCACUAUCCAGGACUUCAAUGGCCGCCCGUUCAGCAAGGCUUUCUUCCACCGUGUCUAUGAACAGCUGGAUGUUGACGACUCUCUGCUCUCGCACGUCGCAGAUGCCUACAAGAAGCAGUAUAAACAGGAGGGCAUCGUCGUCCCUCCCACAUCAACUGCAACUACAACUAAAACCACAGCUCCAGCAUCAGCUCCAGCAUUAACUCCAGCACCAAAAUUCCAAGAAACCAAGCCGACCAAGCCCAUAAAAUCCCUCAAACCAACCAGCACAGUAACAGUCACCGCCGUAGCCGAAAAGAAAGAGUUCAAGAAAGCCCUAAAGUCACCCGUGCGCGCGGUCCGGAUCCGCAAGCAAUCAUCGGGCCCUCCACUCUCAGGAGCAAACAGUGCUACAAGGCGCGGGCCCAAGACGCCCCUGUCGGCGUCGGAUGUCACGCCCAUCACGCGCAACGAGUGGAAUUUGCUCUUUGGACCGGAUUUUAGGAAGAAUAGGCCUGUUGUUACCAAGUGGACGCCUUCACCUACUGUUCUUGCUGCGGCCUGA
Aspergillus puulaauensis is the source of this 1146-nucleotide messenger RNA. RefSeq lists its product as uncharacterized. The transcript has a single exon. The coding region runs from base 1 to 1146 and encodes 381 amino acids. Lineage: Eukaryota; Fungi; Ascomycota; Eurotiomycetes; Eurotiales; Aspergillaceae. The record is from RefSeq and is a predicted model, not a curated record.